This is a messenger RNA of Phalaenopsis equestris, 587 nucleotides long. Its product is annotated as arabinogalactan peptide 16-like. The record is from RefSeq and is a predicted model, not a curated record. The transcript has 3 exons. The coding region runs from base 222 to 431 and encodes 69 amino acids. NCBI's taxonomy places the organism in Eukaryota, Viridiplantae, Streptophyta, Magnoliopsida, Asparagales, Orchidaceae.
UAAGCGCACUUUCCUCUUCCACUUUCUUCUUUUCUUCUUCCCUUCCCGAGUUUCCACCUCCAUAAAACCAGACGAUCCUCCAUUAUUUCUGAAACACCCGCGAACCAUCAGGCAACAAAAGCAAAGCGAAGUCACUUAGACCCUCGCAUUUUCCAGACACAGAGGGAUAGUUGAAUCCGAUUGUUUGGAUUCUUGAAGCGAUCGCGCGGGUGGCGGCGGCAAUGGGAUCUCCUUUUCUCUUAGUUUCCGUUGUGUCUCUCAUCGUCGGCUUCUUCUUGCCGUCCGCUCAGGCCAACGCUCCUGCUCCUGCGCCGGCCAGCGAUGGAACAUCUAUUGACCAAGGGAUUGCUUACAUCCUGAUGCUGGUGGCUUUAGUUCUUACCUAUCUCAUCCACCCUAUGGAUGCCUCCUCCCCAUACAAACUCUUCUGAGUCUCUCUUAAUGAUCGGACAGGUUAGGCAGAGAUGCUGAAAUCCUGGAAUGCUUCUGUAAAGAUGUUUUAAUUUGUUAUCAAUGAGAUUUGGAUGUUUGGUUUGCUUUUAUUUUCCUCUAUAAAAUGCUGCUUCAUUUUUAGUGUGCUGUUUUUC